Molecule: messenger RNA, 1627 nt
Organism: Klebsormidium nitens
Lineage: Eukaryota; Viridiplantae; Streptophyta; Klebsormidiophyceae; Klebsormidiales; Klebsormidiaceae
Source: the annotation of a GenBank genome assembly
UGCUAUUAAAUCUCGAUCUGCCGUGGACUCUAGCUUUUGCUGCACAGGGCGUUCGCUGUUCGCACGGGCCAUAUUCUGGAUUCCAUUCAGUCUGCAUAAACUUGCCUGCCACCACUUACGGUAUUUGCUAUUCAUCUUUGUAUGCUGUGCCUGCACGAGUGCUCUACAUUCAUCAACCAAGCUGGUCUCGGAAACUUCCCAUUCCACUUCGGAGCCACUACAUUAAGCAAACCCAACGGACGCCCUGCCAACCAGAUUGCCAAACCAGAACUCCAGCGCAACAGCAGUGUCGAAAAAUGGUGCCUUCUGCGCUCGUUCUGGCCGCCGUUCUGGCGGCCUCUCUUCUCGCCCUAGUUGCUGCUCAGGGCCCGGGGUGCCCUACCGGGUUCACUGGUUGCUACACCAGCCCUGCCAGUGGAGCCCAAACGCUCUUCUGCUGCCCCUCCCCCGCCACGUCAUGCUCUGGCAGUGGUGACGUCUCGUGCGUCACAACCGGGACGUCUGACGAGGUUGCCGGGGCUGCCUACAUCCCUGCCCCCAGCAUGGGCCCCAAGAUCAUCAGCACCGUGUUCUACUCCAAGAACUCCAAGAUCCCCAGCGCACGCCACACGCCGGAGCCCUUCUUCGUAUUCCAGCCCCCUCUCAACCCCAUUUUCGGCACCCCGGGUGACAUCGACAACUUCAACGAUGAUCUGCUGGACAAGCCGUCCACGGACCCGACCGCCAAGAAGAUCGGGACCCUUGUCGGUUGGUGCUCGCUGACGUCAGUCCCCUCCGCCGACCCGGAGGUCAUCAGCGAAUCGGCCGUGUACGGGUGCAACAUCAUCUACAAGUUCGAGGGCGACAACCUUCUCACGGCCGUCGGCUUCGCGGAGGAGUUCGAGGGUGACGUCAGCCUGACCGAGCUGGCCGCAAUCACCGGGGGCUACGGCGAGUAUUUCGGAGCAACCGGGCAGGUCCGCGAGUUCCACGACGCGACCGGAGGAACCUACCAGGCGACCAUCGUCCUGCCAUACGGCUCUGCGUAAGCUAUAGUCGGACCCUACGGGUCCGCAUAAGCUAUAGUCGGCUGAGCCCGGGGACAGAUGGUUGGUUGGGUUUUGAGGAGAUACUUUUUGAGGGAGUGGAGAGAUAGUUCCUGAGGGAGCGGAUUGGCUCGUAAGAUAUUUGGGGCGCAGUCUUUUGGACUAGUUGGGAGGGAGCGAAUGUCUCAGGAGCGCUGACGUGAUUUGUUACGCGGAUACGUCAAGACUUUGCGGGCUUUGCUAGUGCAUUGAAGAAAGAGACGAGCAUUUUUCGAAGCAAUGGCCGAUAGCGAAUCUGAAGCCUCUAUUCAAUAGGUAGGAGACUAUUUUGCAUACUACGAGCUCCUAACGGAUCCAGAAAGACCGGCACAAGGUGACUUUGACAUCAGGUACUUUAUAAGCGCAGUAUGCGCAUGUGGGCCGUACAAUUGCCGUUGGUAGACGUUCAAGUUAGAACCACUCAGGCAUGCAACAUAAGACUCGCUGAUUCCAACGGUUGCUGCCGCUCAUACUGAUAUGCUCGAUUGUUGAGCUAAUCAGCCACUGAUAAGGUUCACUCUCUUUCUAUUCCGCUGUACUAUUCAUUGGAUGGCCAAAACUCA